GACGUGAAGAUAAAUUUAACGAUUCGAUACAAUUUUGAAUAGUUUCGUUAUUAUUAACCGCAAACAAAAAAGAUAAGCACACGUCAUUAGGAAUUAGGGAUUGAUGCGUUAUUGACCAAUCUGGUGGUUUUUGCAAAGGUGGAAAGCACUAUGAAUGCUAAAGUUCAACUCCCGCUCCGCAUUAUCAAGCGUGUAGAUGCCCAUUUGUUUCGCGUGUUGACGAUGGCGUGAUUCAUGGCUUCCAUUGGAUGUAGAAUUUGUACCGGCCAAAUUCAACUAUUCCUUGUAAUUUCAUUCCUAAAUAUCAUACGCUAAGAAUAUUUUCUCUUUUUAUAUUUCGCGCUUGGCUCUUAGGAAUAGUCUCCCUAGCUUUAUCCUUUUUAAUGUACCGAAAGCCAUUUUUUUUGUGCAUGUUAUUUUCUUCUUUAGCAUGGCAGAACCAUUAAAAAUACACACACAUUUUCACAAACUCUUUGGAUUCUUGUUCAUCAGUUCACCCGUUGUUGCUGUUGGUAUGCCUUAUCCUCUCAUAUUCAUAUGAAUACUCAACGUGCCUAUUUCAAAAAUGAACGCGAUAUUUUGCUUUUGAAUUUACUCAAUACCUAAUUCAUCUACAUAACGCUAGGAGCUCGUGUAACUAGCAAAUAUUUCACAAUCCUUUCUCAGAGGCAUGCCCUUGUUACCAUAUUAAAUAAGCAACUGAAAUCGGAAUAGUUGUACACUGAUAAGUAAUAGGAAUGAAAAUUUAAUUUACAUUGACUGUUUGAAUACUUUUAGUUGACUGAUAAUCAGUCAAAUAUAUCUUGUUGUGGCUGCAAUUGUUAAGAAUUGCGCAGCAGAAGGAAGCGGUUAAAUACCAUAGCUACAGAGUAGAUGAAAACUUCUAUUUUAAGCAAAGGAUUUCUAACCUUUCCUUUAGCUAGUUGCACAUUAAAUAAACACGAAAAGGAUCGAAAACUUGAUGGCUUUUUGAAAUCCAAGUUAUUGUCUACAGCGAAUCCCCAUGCUGUGGUCUGUGAGGCUGACGGUUUUAAAAUAUUUGUCACUGAAAAGGAAAAGAGGUGGUUGCAUCCCAUUCAAAUGACAACAGGGGAAACUGUGAUCAACCUUUCUCAUCCAGCCUACGUUGGAAAGGAUGAAAAAGGGCAACGCAAUAUCUUCGUAACAAGUCGAGGGGACGUAAAACCGGACUACCUGGCAUCCGGUACCUGGGCAAGCGCUCGCGCUUUGUUUAACCAUCUUGAUGAAAACGAGUUACCUCUCCUGGGCUUGUCGAUGUCUAUGCACUAUUGGCUGACCUCGUUUAAGUUUUGCCCUCAAUGUGGCGGAGCUAACCAGCUUCGUGACUUGGGUGCCUCUUUGCAGUGCUCAUUCUGCCGUGUUGUGCACUAUCCUCAGGUCUCGCCAGCAAUAAUUGUGGCUGUGCUUGACGGAAGAGGCAAUGUGCUUUUAUCGCAACGCAAGAACCAAUCUUUCAAAGCACCUAAAAAUAAACCAAUAUAUACAAUUCUUGCGGGCUAUGUUUCGCCAGGAGAGUCACUAGAAGAUGUGGUUGCUCGAGAGGUAUUCGAGGAGUCUAAUGUCAUUAUUUCAGGACUGCGUUAUGCGGGCUCACAGCCAUGGCCCUUUCCUUCACAGCUUAUGGCAUGCUACUAUGCUGUUGCAAGCAAGAGUCCCAUGCUGAAGGCGGAUCAAGAUGAACUGCUUAGUGUAGCAUGGGUAUCCAAGGAAAACGUGCAAAAGGCACUCAAAGGUACACACCACGAGUUUUCUUUGCCACCUGUCUUUACAGCUGCAUAUGUGCUUCUUUCCUCCUGGGCUGAGGGGAAGGUGGAUGAUAUGGGUUAUCCUAGGUCUAAAUAGAGCUAAAUCCCACAUCCCCUCCCUUCUUCGUGCCAUAAUCUAGCGGUUCGUUUGUUCAUGUGUCUUUUAGUUUUUUUCGUCGUGUAAAAGGAAGAUACAUGUGAUGUAUUCUACAGGGGCUUAGUUCAUUUGUUUGUAUUACCAGUUAAGGACAUCAGCAUGGCAGGUUGAUAUUUUCACUUGUCUAUGUUAUUUACACAUCUUUUGUGUACGUAUUAUCACAGACAACAGCUUCCCAUUACUUGAAUAAUAUUGGAAAGACUCCAAUUUUCCUUGUCUCAAGAGCGGUAUUUCGAUCCGUGUCUAGUGAAAAAUG
Molecule: messenger RNA, 2179 nt
Organism: Phytomonas sp. EM1
Lineage: Eukaryota; Euglenozoa; Kinetoplastea; Trypanosomatida; Trypanosomatidae
Source: the annotation of a GenBank genome assembly